Ambispora leptoticha is the source of this 388-nucleotide messenger RNA. The record is from the annotation of a GenBank genome assembly. Lineage: Eukaryota; Fungi; Glomeromycota; Glomeromycetes; Archaeosporales; Ambisporaceae.
AGAGAAGAAACACCACAUCAAACCCAUGAAGUCACGAUUAAGAGAGAAGAAUCGACAUAUGAAAUGAAUGAAAUCGCAGGAUCUUCGCUUUUUAAUAGGAAUAUACAUGUGAUUAAAAGAGAAGAUGAAACUCAUGAAAUCACGAUUAAGAGAGAAGAAUCGAUACAUGAAACAAAUGAAACCACCGGGUCUUCGUCUUUUAGUAGAAAUAUACGUAUGAAUAAGAAAAAGAAAACGCGAUAUGAAAUAAAUAAAGAAUCUUCGCUUUUUGCUAGGAAUAUACGUGCAAAUAAGAGAGAGGAAGCGCAUAAAUGCUUAAAGGAGGGCAGACUUCUCAAAGCAUUAAACCUUUAUGAAGAAGUUCUCAGGAGCAGUAGGCAUGCUGCGG